This is a messenger RNA of Alternaria ethzedia, 4455 nucleotides long. RefSeq lists its product as uncharacterized. Bases 1 to 4455 code for a protein of 1484 amino acids. Gene Ontology annotation, biological process: regulation of DNA-templated transcription. Gene Ontology annotation, molecular function: zinc ion binding; DNA-binding transcription factor activity, RNA polymerase II-specific. The transcript is spliced from 7 exons. The record is from RefSeq and is a predicted model, not a curated record. Lineage: Eukaryota; Fungi; Ascomycota; Dothideomycetes; Pleosporales; Pleosporaceae.
AUGGCCCGCACCCGCAGGAAGUGUACGCUCGCUUUGGCGUCAAGGAUGGCCGAGGCACUCGCUAUCAUCGGGCUGGUAUCCAACAUCUUAUCGUUUAUCGACUUCGGCAUCAAACUCGCUUCUGAGACUCGAAAUGUGCGCGACUCCCUUCACGGUACAACUGCAGAAGUGCGAGAGCUGGAGAUUAUCGUGGAAGACGUCGAAAAAUAUCAUGCGCAAGUAGACAAGCUGCGAUCCAAUGGUCAAGAGCUUUCUGCGCACGAAAAAAGCAUCAUGGGCAUGGUAAAAAACUGCCGUAACAUAGCCGAAGAUUUGCACAAGAUCAUCGAACGACUACAUGUGCGCAAAGGUCGCUCGAAGACCCUUGAAAGCAGUCGCGUGCUUUUUCAAGGCCUCUGGAAACAACGCGACAUCGAGACUCUACGAGCAAGGCUUGAUGCGCUAGAUAAGCGUAUUCGGGUGAAUGUUGAACAAAUUAUCCGGAGUGAUCAUUACUCUUGGCUAUCAGCCAAACUAGACGCCUUGAAGACGGCUCAAGAUGCCUUAGCAAUCAGCUACGACGCUAAGCUGGAUCAGAUUCGAGACGAAAUACUCACACUCGUAGCACAAACUCGCACGAGCGAAGGCGCUACGCAUGUCGCGCAAUUGACUAGCCUGAAGACGAAGUUUGAUGCACUUGGCAAAGAGCACACGGCAUGCACCAAGCAAAUCGCUACUAUACGAAGUCUCUACUUCUCCGUCCUGCGCAGGCGGUGGAGUCAAAUACCGGAAGCUGAUAAAGCGUCAAACACAUGGAUCUUUGACAAAGCAUUGACUCCCUUCACAGUCUGGUUAGAGAGCACCGACGAACAUGAUGGACUUUUCUGCAUUACAGGCCGGGCAGGCAGUGGCAAAUCAACUCUGAUGAAGUUUGUGACUGAAAAUCCUCGCACUUUCGAAUGCCUUGAAGAUUGGGCAGGCACGACCAAACUCUGCACGGCGAGCUACUACUUCUGGAAUCAAGGCUACGAAAUGCAAAAGAGCCAAGUAGGACUUUUCCAAUCGUUGCUGUACCAGAUACUCAAAUCGGUACCCAGACUCAUCGAGAUAGUGUGCCCAAACCGUCUAGAGCACGAAGAGUGGGACGUGGAAGAACUGAAAGCUACUUUCGCGCGCAUCGCUAUCCAGAAAGAUUUGGAAGUCAAGUUCUGCUUCUUCAUCGACGGUUUAGACGAGUACAACGGGGCUGAGGAAGACGUUGUCAGUGCUCUGAAAUUCCUCUCUAUAUCGAAAGACAUCAAGAUAUGUGCCUCAACACGGCCUCGCUCAGUGUUCGAGAGGUAUUUCAACAACACAUCUCGCACGUUCGACAUUAAGAGCUUUACCAAAGAAGACAUGGGACGCCAUGUUCAGCGUCUCCUCGGGGAGAAUGAGAACUUCCAACGCCUGGCGAAUACCGAUACCACGUGCGUAUCAAUAAUGAACGUGAUUGCAGACCUUGCGCAGGGCGUAUGGUUAUGGGUCUUCCUCAUUACUCGUGACCUUGUACACGCUGUCGAUCGAGAUGAAGGUGUGGACAUGCUGUGGAAUAUCGUCAAUCUCUUCCCAGCAGAUCUAGAGGCGUACUUUGAGCGCAUGGUCAAGGCUGUUAAGCCUCAGUAUCUUGAAGAGAUGUCACAAAUCUUCUUGAUCACGGUCGAUGAGCUGCAACCGCUACCAUUAUACGCGUUCUCUCUGCUAGAACACCAACGCAAGAACCCCGCCUAUGCCACCAACCUCCCCAUACGGCCCAUUCGCGAAGACAAUUUGAAAAGUGAGUAUCCCAAGUGGAAGUCGCUCAUUCGGAACAGAUGUAGCGAUCUUCUCGUUGUUGAUGACCAAGAACAUCCCUGCUUCUCGGGUCCUACGGUCGACUUCCUCCACCGGACCGUUGCCGAGUUCUUGCAGGACAACUACUACCACCAACUACAGGCCAACUUGAAGACCGAGUUUAGCUCUAACUUUACUUUGUGCAACAUAUGCCUUGUCAUGCUAAAAUCACUACCGGAUAUGGACUACAGUAAUCGACUGUCGACCGGCAAAGUUAUGGGCUUAACGGAAGAGCUACUCUAUUACGCCUACGAAACCGAGAGAACCGACCCAAGCCCUACCUCAGCCCUAGUAGAGGUCCUCGAUGAGGUGGAUCGCGUCAAUACUCACCACGCACGUGGUACAGGGAACCACUGGACGCGGGCCCGCAUUGCAGUCGGCGAAAGUGGUUAUGAUAUGCAUCGUGAGGAAUACAACUGCAACUUUCUUGCACUGGCUGUACAAGCCCGCCUCGUCAAGUACGUUCGUGCGAAGUUGGACGCCAACCCAAACAAUGCGCGAAAGUGUGGGCGACCACUACUGGACUACGCGCUCCGUCCACGCCGAAGCACAAACAUCACCUAUCAAUACCACUCCAAGCGCGACGAUCCAAGUGUGAAUGUGGAUAUGGUACGGCUACUCCUCGAACGUGGGGCAAAUCCAAACCAGCCUGCCCGUCUGAACGACAGCAAGUCAGUUUGGCACCUCUUCUUACUUACAAUGGACAAGACCGUCUCACGGCCGCUACCUUCUGGAGCGAAUGGAACGAGGCCUCCAGCGGGUCUCAUGAGCGCUUGGUACCAGAGCUGUGAACUGCUCAUUCAACACGGUGCUCGAAGAUUUUCCCAUGUUGACGAGAAUGAGUUGAUAACAACGGAUCAUGGCAUCUUUAAUUGGGUCUUUGGGUCUCCGCGAGCUGAGGCCCUAGUGGCGCUUAUGGAUGAGAAGGAGCGGGAGAAACAGCAGGCAAAGGGCUCAUUCAAGUGCGACGAAACCAAGCCUGUAUGCUCUCGCUGUCGCUCCACUGGUCGGACAUGCGAGGGCUACGGACUGUGGGGUGGCGGAGGGAACACCUACGUUGAAAGAUACGGCCUGGUGUCAACAUCGAUCCAGAAACCUCCAACCAAAGUCCUGGGUGUCGAGGAACUCAGGUAUCUACAGUUAUACAGGAUCCGCAUCGUUCACACAACUUCCGGUUGGUUUGCAUCGAAGUUUUGGAACUCGAUCGUGCUACCAGCAGCGUCGUCAGAACCGGCGGUUCUUCAUGCUGCUGUUGCGCUGAGCGCUGCGCACAGAUGCAGUUUCGAUUCGGCACAAGCUCCGGAUGAGAGGGAAAAGUUCAUGCUUCAACAAUAUGGCAAAGCAAUCCAGUCGCUACAGCCGCUGUUGCGAUGUGGAGAUAAAGCCUCAGUCACAAUCAUAUUGGUCACCUGUCAGUUAUUUACCUUGCUUGAAUACCUCCGCGGGCAAUACCAAUUGGCCGAAUCACACUUACGGAACGGUCUAAAGGUCCUGAUGAACAUGACCACGAAGAAAGAUCGCUCGCACGAUGGCGUCCUUGUAAUCAAGCCGGCAUCAUAUGAAAAGAGCAUCGACCAAGGCAUCGUGCGCAGCUUCGCGACCCUACAUAUGCAAAAUAAUCUGUUCGGUUCCGGUCUGGAAGAUCUCGAUAUAUUUCUUCAGCCGAUAGAAAACACGAUACCAUACCCUACUUUUACGACUAUCGAGGAGGCGAAGGACGCUCUUGAUGUGCUAUUGCACGGCAUUGUUCUCAUAGCACAACAAUAUCGAAAGAUGGGGCCAGGCACUAAAGAUGAAAUUGCUGCGGUUACAGCAGGACAAGAAAAGAUCACGACCUCUCUUGCGAUGUGGUACGAUGCGUAUCUGAGCACACUUCCCUCGGUCGACAAACUAGCCCUAGCUGCUGGGAGGAGACCAGAUGAACUGUGGGCGUUCGGCGGGAAGACGCCGCCAGCAAAGCUUCCAACGGGCCGCGAACCAUCAGUCCUCAAAUUGCUACUCAUGUAUCAUGCCAUGGCGGGCAUAAUGUGCGGCUGUCUGCAAGUGCACUCUGAGCAGCACUACGAAAUGUAUACUCAAACGUUUCUCACGAUACUUGUGCAUGCCAUACACAUCUUCGAAGAGUACACCUUGGCAAAAUCCAUACCCGAUAACGUCAACCUCCACGAUUCGAUUGGCGAGUACGGCUUUAUUGCACCUUUGUAUUACACGGCUAUCAAGUGUCGAUACCAUCGCAUCCGCCUCCAUGCUAUUCGGCUCCUGCGGGUGAUCCCGCUGAAGGAAGGAACGUGGGAUUCUUUCACGGCAGCAAAUAUCGCGGAAACGGUUAUGGAGCUUGAAGAGCAAGAUACUCGCUAUGGGGAUAACGCUGGAGACGGCUUCUCUCUCUCAGAGAUACCCAAUUUGGAAGAUUCGUAUAGCUGGUCUUUGAUGCCGGAGCAUAACAUGUUCCACGAUGUGGAAGCAACGACAAGAGGAGAUCUCACGAACGAAGUCGUCGUCACAUGCAGAAGAUGGCGGCUGGACGGCAGCCCGGAAGUCAUCAAAUUUCACGCCAAUCCCAAACCCAGGCACAAGACCGACAAGAAGACACAUUCUUAUACCUGA